Messenger RNA from Jaculus jaculus (lesser Egyptian jerboa), 1404 nucleotides. RefSeq names its product CLN5 intracellular trafficking protein (gene Cln5). The transcript is spliced from 4 exons. Lineage: Eukaryota; Metazoa; Chordata; Mammalia; Rodentia; Dipodidae. Gene Ontology annotation, molecular function: hydrolase activity, acting on glycosyl bonds. The record is from RefSeq and is a predicted model, not a curated record. Gene Ontology annotation, cellular component: lysosomal membrane; lysosome. Bases 18 to 1025 code for a protein of 335 amino acids. Gene Ontology annotation, biological process: lysosome organization.
GCUCAGAGCCGGGGGCCAUGUCCCGGCGCUGGGUGCUGGCAGUGCUGUGGCUGACGACGACGCUGGGCUGGCACCCGGCCUCGGGCGACCGCUCCCGGCGCCGCUGGCCCGUGCCCUACAAACGUUUUUCCUUCCGUCCAGAGCCGGAUCCUUAUUGUCAAGCUAAGUAUACCUUCUGUCCCGCUGGCUCACCCAUCCCACUUAUGAAGGACAAGGAUGUCAUUGAAGUGUUAAGACUGCAAGCCCCCGUUUGGGAAUUUAAAUAUGGAGACCUUCUGGGGAACUUGAAAAUUAUGCAUGAUGCCAUCGGGUUCAGGAGUACACUAACUGGCAAGAACUACACGAUGGAAUGGUAUGAGCUUUUCCAGCUUGGCAACUGUACAUUUCCCCACCUUCGGCCUGAGAUGGAUGCCCCUUUCUGGUGUAACCAAGGAGCUGCCUGCUUUUUUGAAGGAAUUGAUGAUAUCCACUGGAAGGAAAAUGGGACAUUGGUUCCAAUAGCGACCAUAUCUGGAAACACAUUUAACAAAAUGGCACAAUGGGUGAAACAGGACAACGAGACAGGGAUUUAUUACGAGACAUGGACUGUCCAAGCUGGCCCAGGAAAAGGAGUGGAGACAUGGUUUGAGUCCUACGACUGUUCAAAAUUUGUGUUAAGGACCUAUGAGAAGUUGGCUGAAUUUGGAGCAGAAUUCAAGAGGACAGAAACCAACUAUACAAGAAUAUUUCUUUUUAGUGGAGAACCUACUUACCUGGGAAAUGAAACAUCUAUUUUUGGACCAAAAGGAAACAAGACUCUUGCUUUAGCCAUAAAAAAAUUUUAUUCUCCUUUCAAACCACAUUUGUCAACUAAACAAUUCCUAUGGAGUCUCUUGCAGAUUUUUGACUCGGUGAUUAUGCACAGGCAGUUCUACCUGUUUUAUAAUUUUGAAUAUUGGUUUCUACCUAUGAGAUUCCCAUUUAUUAAAAUAACAUACGAAGAAAUCCCUUUACCUGCCAGACAUAAGACACGCCCUGGUUCUUAAAACCUUUCUUUCAAUUACCACUCCCCGCCACCAGCACCUGUGUGUCAGGAUGCUCUCACACUUGUGUCUCUCUCUGCCUUUCCUCAUGCCCCGUGGUCAAGUAGCUGCAUUAACAUGUCGGGACUUCUGGAGAGAAGCUGAAACCAUGACUGUACUGGCCAAAGUGAAGACCCGAAGUGCUUUUGAGUCCAAUUUUGCAAGCCCUGGUGACUAUGGAGGAUUUGGGCUGAUCUCAGAAAUGUCAGCUUUGGUUCCAACAGAGACCUUUUCCUGGAGCUGCUUUGUCUGACAGAGUGGCUACACUUUUUCAUUUAAGGGCUCCCAGGUUAACUGACUUUACAGCUAGUGUAACUUUUUUGGUUUUUUUUUUUUUUGUUUU